This is a messenger RNA of Rotaria socialis, 813 nucleotides long. NCBI's taxonomy places the organism in Eukaryota, Metazoa, Rotifera, Eurotatoria, Philodinida, Philodinidae. The record is from the annotation of a GenBank genome assembly.
AUGCACUUAUUGCAAUCUUUAUUCAUAAUAGAAGAUUCAGAUACAUUAUUGAAUAAUAGCAUCGAUGAAAGUGUAUUUAAAAGAAAUUCUACUCAUAUUUACAUUGAUAUUGGCUGUUUUGAUGGUGAAACAGUUGAACAUUUUAUUUAUUUUACUCCAAAUAGUAUAUUAUAUGAUAUAAUUACAUUUGAACCAGAUCCAAUUAACUAUCAAUUAUGUAAGAAAAAAUUAAAACAAAAACAAUUUGAAAAUUACAGUAUAACUAUAAUACCUAAAGUUGUUUGGUUAAGAAAUGAAAAAGUUCCUUUUUUAAUUAAUCAUGGAGAAAAUAGUCGUAUACAGCUGACUGAAAUCGUAGACGCACAAAAUGUAGUAAUGCUGAAUGGGAUUGAUUUUUCCUCGUGGCUUUCUCGUUUAGUUAAAUCAGAGAAUACUAGAUUGCAUAUCAAAGUAAGCAUGCCUGGAUCUGAAGUGCCAGUACUUCGAAAACUACUUAUUGAAGAUAAAUUAUUAUUAGCCGAACGAUGGGAUGUUCAAUGGACAGAUCGAUAUAAUCCUCGUAUACGUGCACUACGUAUCUAUAUUCAAUCAAUGAUGGAUUCAAUAGGUUUUAGUUGUGAUCAUUACACGCGCAUACCUGAUGUUCGAGACGUCUAUCGAAAGAAAGGAACAUUUGAGCAUAUAGUAAAAUAUGCCGAUUGGCGCCUAAUACCUGAAGCUGAUACAUAUUGCUAUUAUAUUCAACGACCUACUGUUACAGAUCCACCACGUACAACUAGAUUAAAACUAAAAUCGAAGAAAGAUAAAGAAUAG